AUGACGUCCGCAGCUCCUCCCCCCAACCAGGCUUUACAGCCCACGAGCACCUCGACCGCACCCACCGGGCCUUCGACUCCGAACAAGAGAGACUUGAAGUCGUGGUGGAAAGGCUUCAAGUUGCCCUCGAAGCACCAGGAACAUCACGGUAGAGCCCCUUCUACUUUCGCAUUGCAACCUUCGCCCCCAUCACAACCUGUCUUCAGUGAAGAUGUCGACGAAGCAAUUGAUACAUCGACCACGCCUCUAAGCCACAUCCUCUUGUUGCAAGACGCCUACGUCGUCGAGCCCAGCAGUCCUCCCCAACCCCCAGCCUGCGCUUCAAGUGAUGCGACAGCGUUCACCUCCAUUAACCCGGCUUGGGUGCUCAACAGGCUGUCCCUGUCCAUCACCACGCCUGUGCGCCAGUGCGCCAAGCGGAUCCGCGCAGCUAUACCAUUCGCCUUUACUUCAGGUGCUAAACGUUGUACAGCAGACAACCGACCACAUGGUAUCUUCGGCGUCCCUCUCCGCCAGAGCAUCACUUAUGCCAACGUCGCCAUCUCCCUCGUCGAUGAGAACGGAAAAAGCUACAUUUAUGGCUACGUACCGAUCGUCGUUGCCAAGUGUGGCGUAUUUCUCAAGGAAAAAGCCACAACAGUAGAGGGUAUCUUCCGUCUCAGCGGCUCCGAGAAGCGCAUCAAGGAACUGAAGCAGAUCUUCGACUCCCCCGAUCGCUACGGAAAGGGCCUUGUGUGGGACAACUACACUGUCCACGAUGCAGCCAACGUCCUCCGUCGAUACCUGAACGACCUACCUGAACCGGUUGUGCCGUUGGACUUGUACGAGAAAUUCCGGGAACCACUGCGAGGCGCCACGAGGCAAGCGGUGGGUGAUGCUGAAGGACCCCAAUUCGUAGAGGACUUCGACGAGCAGGCCGCCAUCGUCAAGUACCAAAAACUCAUCACCGAGCUCCCGCCGCUGAACCGACAGCUACUGCUCUACAUCCUAGAUCUCUUGGCCGUUUUCGCCGCCAAGUCGGAGGAGAACCGAAUGAACUCCCAGAACCUUGCGGCCAUCUUCCAACCCGGUAUGCUCUCGCAUCCGCAACAUGCCAUGGCGCCGGAAGAGUACCGCCUGAACCAAUGCGUCCUCAUCUUCCUCAUUGAAAACCAGGAUCAUUUCUUGAUCGGCAUGCAGGGCACAGCCACAGACGAAAAGACGAAGCAGUUGAUCGAAAAAGGCACACCCCCUGCUGCAAGUGGGCCGGUAACUCCUAACCCUAACAGGAAGUCGGGUCUGGGUCGUUCUGCGUCUAAUGCAAGUGCCGGUGCUGAGAGCGUGAGAAGAGAAGGGAUGGUCAGGAGAAAUCGAUCGACGUCCUCGCGACACUCUCACCAGGAGGGAUCUACGACCCCCAACAGCCCGGCUCUGGCCCCGACACCGAACAGUGGACUCGGAAGGAGUAACACCGUACCCUCCAAGAAGUCUCCCGCUCUCCAGACGGGAAGAUUCAGACGCGAUGCCUCGCCUAUCCCCGGCUCGUCAUCUCGAGAGCCCAUGAUUCCGGCGACGACGGAGGAGCUCGUCGAAGUGCCUGAUCAGUCCCCUUCUGCCUCGACCAUUUCGCCUGUCCCAGCUGCGAUUGGCACAUCCAGCCUGGCUCCUUCUGUUGCCGGUACGGCAGGCCGAAGCCAGGAGAGGCUGCUGGAUCCGAACGAGGCAGCGACCCCCGUCAAGGAAAGGGGCCUUCCGAGCAUAUUCCAAAGAUCCCCCACAGGCGAGGGAGAGAAGAGACAACCGAACAAGUUGAAGAAGAAGCGGAUCCCUGAUAGUCUAAACCCGAGCGCGCAAAGCUCGGCCACAUCCUUGCCCGGUACGCACUCAGCCGCCGUGUCCCCUGCCAUUGAAGCCCCCAAUCCUAUGGACCUGGUGGGCGGUCCAAUCCCUGAGCAUGAAUCCCUCUCUGUCGGUCAGCAAUCGUCUGCAAUUGAUACACCAUCGGAACCCACUCCACGCGCAUCACAAGUCCCUUCAAGCAGCACCCUACACCCUGAGCAGACCCUCAAGGGCAAGAAGUCACCUCCAACAUCCCUUCAUUCAUCAUUUAACGAAGGUUCUGACAUCGAUCAGACUGAAGAGUCCAUCAUGACGACAUCUGCCGACGCGAAUGAGCCGGAUAAGGAUAAGAAGAAAAGAUGGAGGUUGUCGCGGCAACGGGGCCACGAGCACCACCCAUCCAUCACAUCACCACGUCUAGCAUUUGGGUCCAACGAUAAUGCUGAUGUUAGCGUGACCUCGAUUGGAAGCGGCGGAUACAAACCACGCAAGAGCUUCACUGGCGAAAGCUCCGAAGCCGGUUUCCAUGCCGCCGAGGCACAGAGCAGUCACGAGUCCCGCGACAAGGACGGCAGAGACGAAUCCAAGGGUCCUAUCGGUUGGAUUAGGAACAAAUACCGAGAGGCUAAGGAAAGCGCGGAGCAAAGAAGGAAUAAGUCGCCUCCUGCUGACCGGCAGUCCUCUCUCGGUAGUUCCAGUAUCAUGUCCGGAAGGGGCAAGAGCUUGGACCUACGGAGAGAUCCCGAGGAGAAGGUGCAUAACGACUACUCGGCGCCUGUGCCACCAUUGCCGUCUCAGCCGGCACCGGUUCAACCGUUAAUGGCUCCGUCGGGGCCAGCACCAACUUCGGCACCGGCGCAGCCAGUGUUACCUUUGCCGGCCCCAACGGCGCCGAACCAGCCAGCAUCGGCCCAGCCGACAGUACCUCAAUCGGCACCAUCUCCACCAGCAGCGUCCCAACUAGCAGCUGCAUCUCAACCGGAACUAGCGCCACCGCAACAUUCACAGACCGAAGAAGCACGGUAG
This is a messenger RNA of Colletotrichum spaethianum, 2844 nucleotides long. RefSeq names its product Rho-GTPase-activating protein 8. Gene Ontology annotation, cellular component: cell cortex. The coding region runs from base 1 to 2844 and encodes 947 amino acids. Lineage: Eukaryota; Fungi; Ascomycota; Sordariomycetes; Glomerellales; Glomerellaceae. Gene Ontology annotation, molecular function: GTPase activator activity. Gene Ontology annotation, biological process: regulation of fungal-type cell wall organization; activation of GTPase activity; signal transduction. The record is from RefSeq and is a predicted model, not a curated record. The transcript has 2 exons.